GCGCGGAGCAGCGGGUUUCCUUAUUUAAAAGGCUCUCUCCCCGGAGCAGCGACUUACUCCGAACGCUUUCAGCCGCAGUGGGUUUGCGGUCGCACGGCCAUGGCCUCCAUCACCUGCCGGCUCCAGUACCUGGACGACUCGGAUCCGUUCAUCUGUUCAAACUUCCCCGAACCUCGGAGACCUCCGACGGUGAACCUGGAGGAGAACCUGCCGCUCAGUGAGCAGAUCGCCGGGAUUCACAAGCUGCUGGAGGCGCCGCUGAAGUUGGAGGAGUGCACCCUUCAGUUGUCUCCUAAUGGAAACUAUCUGGACCUGGACUCGUCUCUGGCCGAACAGAGGGACGAGCUGGAGAACCUCUAUGAAGACGUGAUAAGAGGAAAGAAGCCGAUUCUGAUCCUGAGGACUCAGCUCUCCGUCCGUGUUCACUCCAUCCUCGAGAAGCUGUAUAACUCUCAGGGCCCGGAGCUCAGACGGUCUCUCUUCUCUCUCAAACAGCUCUUCCAGGACGAUAAAGACCUGGUUCCAGAGUUUGUGGCGUCUGAAGGUUUGACCUGUUUCAUUAAAGUUGGAGCGGAGGCCGACCAUAACUACCAGAACUACAUCCUGAGAGCUCUCAGUCAGAUCAUGCUGUUUGUGGACGGUAUGAACGGAGUGAUAAACCACAAUGAGACGGUGCAGUGGCUCUACACCCUCACAGGAAGUCUGUCUCGCCUGGUGGUGAAAACGUCUCUGAAGCUGCUCAUCGUGUUUGUUGAAUAUUCAGAGUCCAACAGUCCACGGCUCAUCGACGCUGUGAACACAGUGGACGGACAGAGAGGUGUGAAGCCGUGGAGUUAUCUGAUGGACGUCCUGGAGGAGAGAAACGGCUCUGACACUGAGCUGCUCAUAUUCGCCAUGACGCUCAUCAACAAGACGCUGGCAGCGCUCCCUGACCAGGACUCGUUCUACGAUGUGACUGACAGUCUGGAGCAGCUGGGGAUGGAGACCAUCAUCCACAAGCACAUGAACAACAAGGGGACGGAGCCUGACCUCCGAGCUCAGUUCACCAUCUACGAGACAGCUCUGAAGUAUGAGGACGGUGAGGUGGACGAGUCGUCCCUCCACCUCCGUAAAGACAGAAGAAAGCUGGCCACCAGCGAUCAGGAGGGACGGAAGAGCCGCCGCUCGUCCAGUCAAAACCUUCCCGACCUCCUGUCCUCCUCCGCAGGCUCCUCCCCCUCCACUUCACCCACCCCUGCCUUCCUCUCCCCCUCUACCGCCAACACCCCCCUCUCCCCCGCCAUCUCUGCGACCUCCUCCCCCAGCCCCACGGCCGGGUCUGGCAGCAGGACCUCGUCCCCGCUGACCCCCGACCCUGACAGCCCCGUCUCCAGUCUGUCCGGAUCCCAGAGAGGGUCUCCUGUCCCCCCCCACACCGCCCCCAACUCCACCAUGACCUCAGAGCAGGACACGAAGACGCCGUCCAGCCCGAGUCGCUCUUUCCUCAGCCACCACAUGUCUGCUCUGGGUCUGAGCAGGAAGUCCAGGCUCUUCUCCAAAGCCAGCUCCAUCUCUGAGGAGCCGUCAGCCGCCUGCAGCUCGUCCUCCUCAGACCCCUCCCUCCAGGAGAAGUGUCCCCAGUUGAACCCAGAGCAGCUCAGCAACAAGUCAGAGACUAAAGCUGGUUUCAGCUCUGGGGAGGCUGACUCCUCCUUCUGCUCUGAUGACUGUAAUGUAACUCAGGACAAACCGGUGCUGAAGAAGUUUGAAGGCACCUUCCUGCGCAGCCUUGCGGCCACGCAGUGGGACAAGAGAAAAAGAAGUAUUCACCUUAAUCAGUCCAGGCUGUCCCCGUCUGAUGACAUCAUAACCCCGAGCCCACAUCCGACCUCAGAGGAGCACGGGGGUGUCCCGGCUGCAGAGCCGUCACAUCACGAAUCCAGCAGUUCAGACACAAACGGACACUCAGACUCCCAGAAAGACCCAGCAGCGUCCGUGCAGCGUCAGUGCAGCACGCUGUCCAAUGACAAGAAGUUCCUGCUGGACAUGCUGUACUCCAAGACGGCUGCCGCGGGGCCUGUGAGCCCGACGGCUGACGCUCCUGCCGCCACCGAGGAGGAAGGGAGCGGCCAACCCGGCGGUGGAGAUCUCGGGGGUCGGGGUCGUGUGUUGGAGCGUCUGUCCAGCUUCAGAGCGCGCUCAGAGGAGCCUUCCGUCUCCAGCGAGAGCAGCGCCUCCCGCAGGGCGGAGCUGGAAGGGUUGGAGGGCUCGGCCCAGGCAGCACGGGCCCGACUGGCUGAAGAGCAGCAGAGCCGUCACCUCCGGCAGCAGAGCAGCAUCGAUGCAGAGAGCCACGCCCGCCGCCUGGAGACGACCCAGAUGACCCCGCUGGGCCCCGGGGGCCCCGCCGAUGCCUGGGACCAGCUGCAGCCGAGCGCCGCCGCCCUGCGCAUCAAAGACCUGGACUUCUCCGACCUGCUGGAUGAGGAGGACAUCGACGUCUUGGACAUGGAUACCUUCGACUCCUCCUCCUCCUGCUUCUCUGGCAUCCCUCCCCCUCCUCCUCCUCCCCCGGGCUUGGCUGCUCCACCUCCUCCCCCACCUCCUCCGCCAGGGGGUUUGGCUCCUCCCCCGCCUCCUCCCCCUCCACCAGGCGCUCCUCCUCCUCCUCCCCCUCCUCCCUCCUCGUCCUCGGCGGCCGUGUUCUCCCAGAAGAAGAAGAAGACGGUGAAGUUGUUCUGGAAGGAGCUGAAGCAGGCGGACAGACCUCAGAAGUGUCGCUUCGGCCGGGGGACGGUCUGGGCGUCUCUGGACAAAGUGGCAGUGGACACCACCCGACUCGAACAUCUGUUUGAGUCUAAAGCCAAGGAACUCCCUGUUGCCAAGAAAGGACCCGAGACCAAGAAGUCCGAGAUUCUGGUUCUGGACCCCAAGAGGAGCAACGCCAUCAACAUCGGUAUGACUGUCCUGCCGGCUGUCCACGUCAUCAAGACCGCCAUCCUCAACUUCGACGAGUUCGCCAUCAGCAAGGAGGGGAUAGAGAAGAUCCUGACCAUGAUCCCCACAGAGGAGGAGAAGCAGAGGAUCCAGGAGGCUCAGCUGGCAAAUCCUGACGUCCCUCUGGGCACCGCAGAGCAGUUCCUGUUCAGCCUGGCCUCCAUCAGUGCCCUGACCCCCCGCCUGCAGCUCUGGGCCUUCAAACUCAACUACGAGGCUCUGGAGAAGGAGAUCGCAGAGCCACUGUUUGAUCUGAAGCUGGGGAUGGAGCAGCUGGCGUCCAAUCAGACCUUCAGGAGAAUCCUGGCCACGCUGCUCGCCAUCGGAAACUUCCUCAACAGCUCCAACGCUAAAGGCUUUGAGCUGGGUUACCUGGAGAAGGUGGUGGAAGUGAAGGACACGGUUCACCGUCAGUCUCUGCUGCAUCACACCUGCAGCCUGGUGGUGGAGAAUUACCCAGAAUCCUCUGAUGUGUACUCUGAGAUUCCUGCCAUCACGCGAUCGGCCAAAGUGGACUUUGAGCUGCUCUCGGAGAACCUGGUCCAGCUGGAGAGACGCUGCAAAGCAUCAUGGGACAACCUGAAGGUGGUGGCCAAACAUGAGACCAAAGCGGUGCUGAAGAACAAGAUGACAGACUUCCUGAAGGACUGCACUCAGAGGAUCAUCAUCCUGAAGGUCGUCCACAGGAGGGUCAUCAACAGGUUCCACUCCUUCCUGCUGUUCCUGGGUCACCCGUCCUCCUCGGUCAGAGACAUUAAAGUCACCAGCUUCUGUCGGAUCGUCAGUGAGUUUGCUCUGGAGUAUCGCACCAACAGAGAGCGAGUCCUCACGCUCAAACGAAAACGAGCCGCUCACCGAGAGAGAACCAAGACCAGAGGCAAGAUGAUCACCGAGACGGAGAAGUUUUCGGGGGCGGUGCCUCGUCAGGACAGUCCCUCCCCAGUCUCCCUGGCGGCGGAGGCGGAGCCGGGUCAGGAGGAGGAGCAUGAGAACAUGAAGAACCUGCUGAUCAGCAACAACAGCAGCCUGAGGGCUGAGCAGAGCGGCCUGCGGCGCUCCAGGGCCGUCCGCAGUCUGGGCAGGGUGAGUCCAUCUCAGAUGUCUGUAGCCAAAGAGGAUGGCACCAGCUCCCAGGACGACGCCACAGAGGAGAUCAUGGACAGACUGGUCAAAUCCGUUACCCAGAAUCCAUCGGACAGAGCAUCCAGUCCCAAGACCCGAAAACGCUCCAGACUCAACAGGAAGUCACUGAGGAGGACUCUGAAGAGCGGUCUCAGUCUGGACGUGGUUCAGGCUCUGGGACUCAACAACAAGACAGGAGACAAAGUCUGAGCCUCUGCUCAGACUGAUGGACGGGCCCACGCCGUGGAUUCGAGUCUCCAUCAGGUGACGGGAGCGGACUCUCUGCUCGCUCAUUCAAACUCAGCAAACUUUAUUGCCUCAGCUGCUGGGACACAGACGUUUGAGCGGGACAGAUGUUGCUUCUCUGCUGUGGCUCUGACAUGGACGAGUCUGAACGAUGAUAUAGAAACUCAGGACAGACACACAACGCUGUCCCCUCUGACUCAGUGUCCUCAUUAAUGAUAACACAAAGAACAACACACGUCUCAGACACACACAGCUGAGCAAAGUGUGGACGACUGAGGAGACGCAACAGCUGCCGCCAUAUUGUUUUAACUUCAGCCUGAUUUUCAACGACCGCGAGACGACAACAGCUACACAAUAUCACUACACACACACAGCUACACACAGACAACUACACAAUAUCACUACACACACACAGCUACACACACACAGCUACACACAGACAACUACACAAUAUCACUACACACA
Toxotes jaculatrix (banded archerfish) is the source of this 4809-nucleotide messenger RNA. RefSeq names its product formin homology 2 domain containing 1 (gene fhod1). Gene Ontology annotation, biological process: actin filament network formation; cortical actin cytoskeleton organization. The record is from RefSeq and is a predicted model, not a curated record. The transcript has 28 exons. Gene Ontology annotation, cellular component: cytoplasm; cytoskeleton. Gene Ontology annotation, molecular function: actin filament binding. The coding region runs from base 100 to 4308 and encodes 1402 amino acids. NCBI's taxonomy places the organism in Eukaryota, Metazoa, Chordata, Actinopteri, Toxotidae.